This is a messenger RNA of Eremomyces bilateralis CBS 781.70, 2141 nucleotides long. RefSeq names its product kinase-like protein. The coding region runs from base 69 to 1862 and encodes 597 amino acids. Gene Ontology annotation, molecular function: ATP binding; protein kinase activity. Gene Ontology annotation, biological process: protein phosphorylation. The transcript has a single exon. NCBI's taxonomy places the organism in Eukaryota, Fungi, Ascomycota, Dothideomycetes, Eremomycetales, Eremomycetaceae. The record is from RefSeq and is a predicted model, not a curated record.
CUCUCAUAUUCAUUGCGUGGGGCAGUCCACGGAGACGUGUCGCUGGAUGCGGCAAUGCCAGAGUGCUAAUGGAAAUCAUUCCGAGUAACAGUCUUUCAUACUGUUUAGUAUGGCUUGGCUUCGACUGUCAAAGAAGCAUUGAUGCGAUGCAGGACAUUGUCAAGCCCAUAUUAUGCAAAGAGCAGCCGGCAAGCACUCUCAAGCUACAGCGAGGAACAUACGCUUCCCACGAACGGUGUACUCAUCCUCUGGUUGAAUGGCCCCGACCUCCAAUCUCGAUCAUGAAUAAUAUUACUUACAUGUCCCCCCCCGUCCCGCCGCUGAGACCAUGGAAUAUGGGGCAACGGAGGACAGCAGAAAACCUGAGGAGUUUUCGAUCCGAUCGAAAGGUCGGAAGUGGUGGAUUUGGAGAAGUGUGGACCUAUAUCGAGAACAGACCGAAACGAAACGAAGAAAAUGUUAUCGCGGUGAAAUUCGUCAAGUUUAGCCGCGCCGCACGCCAAGAGGCGAAGGCCCUGAGACAUGCCAAUAAAAUAAAUCGACGCGACGAAGAGCGGCAUGCACUGGUACUCGAAUUCUUCGGGCAUUGCACACAUCAACCGCACCCUGACACGAGGAAUCCCCCAUCGAGUGUUAUAGUCACAGAAUAUUGCAACCUUGGGAGUUGUGCUGAUUGGCUGGAUGUGCAGUGCCGAUCAAAGGGAUUAGCUAUCCCGGAAUUCGAACUCAUGUUUUUCGUUUACCAUGUAACCUCAGCUCUUGCAUGGCUCCACGAAGGCGAUCGCGGCGAUCAUGGGAGGGAAACUGAAUGGAAGCCUAUGGUGCAUUGCGACAUCAAACCAGGCAAUAUACUGAUCAGACGCGAUAGUCGGAGUCCUCUAGGCAAAAGUUUCGUCUUGGCAGACUUUGGAUUAGCAACGUUUUUGGCUGAAGGAGAAUCCACUGUCAGGAGCGGGGGCACCGAUCGUUAUAUGGCUCCAGAGAUGGUCGACUAUGCCGAAAACGGGUCACGGACCAUACGCAAUUCACUAUUAUCAGAUGUGUGGGCAGUCGGAGCGUGCCUACAAGAGCUCGCUAGAAGAGAGACGCCGUACAGAACGAAUCAUCUCACAGAUGAGCAGCUGGCGGAUCGAACGCAGAUUCGACGACAUGCUGAUAGGGUUGGCGGAAUUUUAAGACUAGAUCAGGAUCCAAUCGGGAACGGACAACCUCUGGACCCAUCCCAGCCCAACAUCGACGUCUGGUUUCGCCGGUACGGGUGUCGCUUAUUUGCGUACUCGAACAGGCUGGAAAUAGUCAAGAACCUUUGUCUCCAGCCAAAUGUCGUACUUCGAGGCAGUGCAAGGAACGUCCGAGACUUCGCCGGCCGUGUGGUCAAGGGUUCGCAAGCGCACUAUCUCAAAGCAAAGGAGAUGGGCGACGACUACUGGACUGUGGCUGAAUUCAGCUGGACAAUGAAGAAGGCUUGGUGGGUCCAUGCUUACGCGCACAAACGAAAGCCCUGGACAAAGGCUGACGGAUCCUUUUCUUCGGAAUCCAUGACAUUUCUGAACUACUUGCGAAGGGAAGUUCACCAACGGCAGUUUUGUAUCGACAUGAGGCCGAUAGAUUUCGACAACCUUCGAUCUCAAUUUAGUAACGACGAGCAUCAAGGAGUUCCCCUUCGUGAUCCAAUUGCAGAGAAAGCGCUAUUGGCUCGAGCACAGGAGCUAUUCAACGAACUCGUUCCCAUGAUCAAAAACGGAACCGACAAUGAUAAAAAUACUCGAUGGAUGGAAAUUAUGCUUGAACUGUGUACUACAACUUUCCCAAUUGUUGACUGGAUUGAGACCACUCAUGAUGAGAAUGGGAACCCACGUUGAAGGGUGUCUUGAGACAGAAUUGGUUUUCCUAAUAUCGUUGUAAAUCUUCUGAAAAUUGGGUAUCGUAACUCUAUACAGGUGGAAGCCUCAUGGAUGAUCGAGAUAUCAAAACAACCCCUUUCGUGCACAAGAGCCUAGUUGAUGACACGAAGGGCUCGACCCUUACACACGUAUAUACUGAUACCGGCAGUGUACGAUACUGCUCCUGCAUACAGACCUCCCUCUUUAUGUUAAUGGGCCCCUCUUUUGAAUAUAGUUGAAGUUAGCUCAAUCAGACUG